AUGUCAUUAUCCGAUACGCCAAAUCAUGAGAUUUAUGACAGACAUCUUCAACAAUUGGGGAAGUUAAGAGACACUAUAUCGAGGAAAAUAAGAUUAUCAACUGGUGAGUUGAUAUUUCUAGUCUCGUUUAUCGUUAAUUUCUUCUUGGGAAAAUUGAUCCAUAUAAGUGCAGAACAUGAAGAAGUGUAUAACUACUAUAACAACAAACGUAAUGUGUUUAAUCAGUUGUUUGUUAAAAAAGGAUGGGGUUGGACUACAUUGAUUAUAGUCUUGUUUUAUUCGUUUUUGAUGUACGGCAAUAGCCAUCCUAAGGUCCGCACCAAGCAACAGAGAAUUAAUGUAUUAAAAAAGGCAUUAUUCAAUUACGCUAUUGCUACGUUAUGGUGGGUACUUUUCACGCAAUGGUGCUUCGGUUUGCCUCUCAUGGACAAAGUAUUUGUCUGGACAGGUGGCAAAUGUACUGGAAUAGCACAGGAGAAAUUGGCACGCCAUAUUCCCUCAUAUGGGACGUCGAGCAUAUUCACCGAGAUAGAAUCGGAUUUGAGUUACGAAUCGAAGGCCAUAACGUCCUAUAUGUGCAGAAAAUUAAAGGGUAGCUGGGAAGGCGGCCAUGAUCCCUCGGGCCACGUCUUCUUGCUUAUCCACUCUUCGUUGUAUUUGUUCUUGGAAGCAUUACCGUUCUGGAUUUCGUGGGCUACGCUAAAGCAUAAUUUGUGCCAGUUUGUUAAAAGUUGGAGACUGACUGCUGCCAGCAAACCAAAAUUGCUCUUCGGCCUUUUUGCACAAGAUCCCCACACUAUUAUCAUUCCAUUGAUCUCUUUGUGGUGGUUCAUGCUUUUCAUGACGAACAUCUACUUCCAUUCGAUCGGAGAAAAACUUGUGGGGUUGGUUUUUGGGUAUUUUGGUCUUGCAGUGGUGUAUUACAUUCCUAGAUGGCUCUAA
Molecule: messenger RNA, 942 nt
Organism: Debaryomyces tyrocola
Lineage: Eukaryota; Fungi; Ascomycota; Pichiomycetes; Serinales; Debaryomycetaceae
Source: the annotation of a GenBank genome assembly